Messenger RNA from Dendroctonus ponderosae (mountain pine beetle), 5967 nucleotides. RefSeq names its product ras-specific guanine nucleotide-releasing factor 1-like. The transcript has 21 exons. Bases 197 to 4903 code for a protein of 1568 amino acids. Gene Ontology annotation, biological process: Ras protein signal transduction; positive regulation of GTPase activity. Lineage: Eukaryota; Metazoa; Arthropoda; Insecta; Coleoptera; Curculionidae. Gene Ontology annotation, molecular function: protein binding; guanyl-nucleotide exchange factor activity. The record is from RefSeq and is a predicted model, not a curated record. Gene Ontology annotation, cellular component: plasma membrane.
UCUCUCAUAUAGGAUAGAGCCACAUUUUUAGUCUACAACAUGCUCUAUAAAAGCGUGAGGCACUUUACCCUGUUCCAAAACGUACCGUGAUACGUGUCAUUUUAUUGUAGUAAUAUAUAAUACAUAAUUAAAAGAUUCAAAAGACUCGAAAGAGCCGAAAAAGUCUUCGGCAUCAGGAUCUCUGCUUAGUCCAAAGAUGCAAAAAUCAAUUAAAGUUAAUGAAAGCCAACUUCUGUUCUUAUCUGAAAGAGCUAAUGGUGACUCUAAAAUACUGGGCUCCUUAUGGAAAAAGUCUACAAUGUCAGAUAAAUGGCAACUACGGUUUUUUGUUCUUUACCAAAAUCUACUAUUUUACUACGAAAACAAAGACAAGAGGGAGAGACCAUUAGGAAUAAUUUUCUUGGAAGGCUCCUACGUGGAACGGGUCAUCUACAGUGAUAGUAGUUUACUACCUCCAACGCCAGAAAAAUCGAAAGAUAAAGAGAGAGAAAAAGCAGAGAAAGUGGAAAAGGAGAAAGAGUAUGUAGACCGAAAUUUUUGCUUCCAAAUAAGUUUUGGAAAAGAAUAUGUCCGAAAAUUUGAACUUUGUGGCGUAGCAGAAACGGAAACAGUACUUUGGAUACAUGAACUGGAAAAGGCAAGUUUCAGUAAACAAUAUUUAGAGAUGCAAAAAGUUACAGCGAAACAUUUGCAUAUUAUUCAAGUCGUCGAAGCAGAGCAAACUGCAAAAUGGCAAUUUUCUUUGCAUUGCGAGGAUUUAUAUGCUGAAAUGAAGUUUUUGAGAGAAGAGCUGACUUCAUUAAAAAGACAGCGCAAUGCAGAACGAUUUAUAUGUAACAUGGUUCAUACCUGCAUGAAUGUGGAAGAUUCAGGUUGCCUUUGUUGUUUGUAUGAAGACCUGCAGGGUGAUGAAGAAAAGCUGGGUAAGCUUAGGAAAGUUCAAAGCUUUUUUCGGGGAUGGCUAUGUCGCAGAAAGUGGAAGCAAAUAGUGGAGCAAUACAUUAAAAGUCCUCAUGCUGAGCGUUUGCGAAAAAGGAAUAAUGUUGUUUUCCAACUGGUUGAGGCUGAAGAAGAAUACAUUCAGCAAAUGGAGGUGUUGAUUACUUGCUUUCUCAGACCAUUUAAAAUGGCUGCGUCUUCCAAGAAACCACCAUGCACACAUGACGAUGUCAAUUCGAUUUUCUUAAACAGCGAAACUGUGUUUUUUCUACACCAAAUUUUCCUCAAAGGUUUAACUGCUAGAUUGGAAAGUUGGCCUACGCUAGUUCUAGGAGAUUUAUUUUCGAUGUUGCUUCCGAUGUUGAGCAUUUACCAAGAAUAUGUAAGAAAUCAUCACUAUUCUUUGCAAGUAUUAACUGAAUGCAAACAAAAUCAACCCUUUGCAUCUACGCUAAAACGUUUUGAGUCUAAACCAAUGUGUAAUGGGCGUUCCCUGGAGACUUUUUUGACAUAUCCGAUGCAUCAGAUUCCAAGAUAUAUUAUUACACUUCAUGAGUUACUCGCACACACCCCAUUUGAGCAUGUCGAACGAAAAAGCUUAGAAGCAGCUCAGGUGCAACUUGAAAAUUUAUCCAAGCAAAUGCAUGAUGAAGUGUCUGCUACGGAACACCUUCGAAAAAAUUUAGCGGUCGAAAGGUUGAUCGUAGAAGGGUGCGAUAUUUUGUUGGAUGUUAAACAAAUUUUUGUGCGGCAAGGAACUCUGAUUCAAAUUCCCAAGGAAAAGCAGAAAGAAAAAGUGGCUUUCAAAGGAUUUAAGAUGUCGAGCAAAUCAGACAAGGAACUAGUCAGGCAAUGCUUCUUAUUUAGUUAUCACCUGAUUAUAACUACAAGGGGUAGUGAUGGCAAUUUGCAUUUAGUUCCCAAUAUCGGUAAAAUUCCUAUGAGAGAGUGUAUAUUAAUUGAUGAGCCAAACGAAGAAGCUAGUUUGGAGCGACAGUUGGAGUCCACAUCGGCAGUAGUAGCGGAACAAAACACUUUGUACCAUGGUCGAGAUUUUAAAGUUGUGAUAGAUAGCAAAGUUUCAGAAACACCUCUUGUAAUUCACUUCGUAGCCCCCACAGUCAGCGAAAAGGCUGCAUGGAUUUCCGAUUUAGCUGACUGUAUCGACAAUGCACAGUUCAGUGAGAUUUGCAAUCCAGUAAUGACUGAAACCAGCUCAAUUAACCUUCCGCAAUAUAUUCGAAACGAUCCAAGGCUGUUUCAUGAUGAACCUGACAUUCAGUUUUCAAAAACUUUAAACUCGUGCAAGAUUCCGCAAAUACGCUAUGCUACUCCGGAUAGACUUCUGGAAAGACUAACCGAUCUUCGGUUUCUUUCGAUCGACUUCCUGAAUACGUUCCUGUUGACCUACAAAGUAUUUACUGAUGGAAUUAAAGUUUUAACUGCCCUUAAGAGAGUCUAUUACGCAAGUGUGGAAAAAGAACGGGAAAGAAUGGCUGUAGCGGAAUACUUGCAGUAUAAAGAAGACAAUACUUUACAAAUUUAUGAAGAUUAUCGGAGGCGAAGCAGUAUACUACAGUUUCCACACCGACGAACUAGUGGGGCUAGUUCAGUAUCCGGAUAUUGCUCAGAAGCAAGCGACAGAGACCGCUCAUUUAGCUAUGAUUCCCAGGGGCAAAGACCACUUAGAAAUGUUGUAAUAUCUAAAUAUGAAGAUGAGCCAUAUAGAAGGCAUCCAAGUUCACAAGUUACACCAGAAAGAAGGAAAAGUGUUGCAAAAUCAAUUUUUAUAAAAGUGAAUUCUUACGAAGAAACACAGGAAGAAGUGGAACAACAAGAAAAUAAUCUUCUAUCGAUUCCAAAAGUGGAACCGUCCAGUAGCAAUGACACUCUAACAGGUCUGUAUUGUCUAUUUCAUGCAAGUAAUAGAUUUAUGGCUAAGCAAUCGGUCAUGGCUUUUGUGAAUUCAGACACUGGUCCAGACCCUUGCGGUAACUGCGGGCAAGAUCUUCCAAUGGAUAAAUUGACGGUAGAGCAAAGAAGACGACGUGAUAUCGUUGAAGAAAAAAGAACGGCUCGUCGAAAAUCUGAGGAUCGAAGGAAGUCAGAUAGUGCGCGCCAGGAUGAGCCAUCUGAGGUCUCACAAGAAGUUAGACGCAAAUCGGAUGUGACCGCGGAAAGAAAAAAAUCUCUUUUAUGUGAAGAUAUUCGUAACGUUUUCAUAGAGCAAAGAACAUCUGAGAUUUCAGAACGAAUUCGUUUGGAGGAGCGGCGCCGUAUUGAUUCUGCGGAAAAAAAGUUAAACAAGUCCUUAGAAGAUCGAAAACGUCCACUGAUUUGUCCUGAUGAGCGCAAAAGAUCGUCAGUGGAUAGUGGAUCUUCAGUUGUUAAAAUAUCCGAAGAGCGUCGCAAGUCGGGAGAGGAUGAACGAAAAAAAAACAUAUAUCGGCACAUUUCUUCCCCCAGAAUGGAGCGUAAGACUGACAGGGCUAAAAGCUUAUCUAUCGAUAGCGACACCCAUCCAGAAGAAGGAUUGAUGGAUCAAUUGCUAGAUUUGGAGGAAAAAUCCGAUGGAAAGACGGACGACGUCGCAAGAACAUCUAUAGCGUCUGUUCAGGCAUCCACUCAAAUUAUUUUAGGGUUUUUUCAAAACUUUUACCAACGUUCACAAAAGGAAGGCGAGCGGCGAGAACCACCACCGUCAAGCCGUUCUACUACUGGAAGAUCCAGUGUCCAACAUGAAUGUCUUAGUAAAUCUCCAAGUAAAGCAGGAGUGGUGGUGGGUGGCAUAAAGCAAGCUAAACGACGAAGUAGUUCGUCUUAUGCCAGUACAGCUUUUGCCAUUGCCACGUGUGCAGCUGAUAAUCCGGUGGCAAUGCAGUACCAAAAAAAGCAAAAUCAAGUGGAAGAUAAAACAAAAUCCUUAGAAUUUAUUAUAUCUACUGCCGCUACUAUGCGAGUUUUGAACGUUUUAAGGCACUGGAUCUCAAAGCAAGGUAAGGAUUUUGAAGCAGACAAAGAACUGAAGCGUCAAACCAAAGAAUUUUUGGAAGAAAUUCGUUGCCAUCCGAAUCUUACUUCGGCUGAGCAUAAAUCAGCUGCUCAGUUGCUUCUGCUGCUUGAAAAGCAGAAUGAAGAAGAAAGGCCGGUAAUUGAUUUAGUAAAGCUCCUGAGACCUCCACUGGAACCCAGUAAAGAACGAAUUGAAAGCCUGUCAGCUCUAGAAAUAGCUGAACAACUAACGUAUAUUGACCAUCAAAUCUUUAUGCAAAUAGCUCCCGAAGAAUUGAUGGGUCAUUCGUGGUUGAAACCUGAUAAGGAAAAAAAGGCGCUACACGUAGUUAUGAUGACCAAAAGAUUUAAUGACGUUUCUCGGCUAAUAGCCUCGGAAAUUGUUCGAAAAAGCGAUAUGGUGGCCCGAGUGGAAACGAUAGAGAAAUGGGCGGCAGUAGCUGAUAUUGUCAGAUGCCUUCACAAUUUCAAUGGAGUUCUGCAAAUAUGUUCUGCUUUUGCCAAUGCUGCUAUUUUUCGUUUAAAGAACACGUGGGAGAGAGUUUCGAAGACCGCAAAACAAUCAAUAGAAAAGCAUCAAAAAAUUGUUUCUUCUGAUGGAAGAUUUCGAAUGCUCAGAGAUGCAUUGCACAAAUGCGAUCCGCCCUGCAUUCCAUAUUUGGGUGUUUACCUCACAGAUUUGUCAUUUAUUGAGGAAGGUACACCCAAUUUUGUGGAUAAUAAUUUAUUAAACUUUUCGAAAAUGCGAAUGAUUGCCCACAUAAUUCGUGAAAUACGCCAGUAUCAGCAGACGUCUUAUAAAAUUGAUUUGGUUACUCGUGUUUCGAAUUAUUUGUUGGAUACGUCUUUGCUGAUGGAAGAGGAAGAACUCUUCAAAGCAUCUUUGAAGAUUGAGCCGCGAACUCCAAGACUAACAACGCAAUCAAGCAUUGCAGGCCCGACGCCUUGGUAAAGAACUGGUUUCGAACAACUUAAAAACCAUCGGGCAUGUUUGCAUGUUGAGUAAUUAUUCAUGCAUACAGCUACGGAUCGUAUUACUUUAUAAAUACAUUGUUUCCAUCGUCAUCCCAAUCCGCAUGCUUCAAUUGAUUACGUUUGACUAGAAAAUAAUUAAUAAGUAUUUUCAAAAACAAAAUUAAGUGAAACAUUUUAUUACAUACAUAUACGUAGGUAUAGUGUUUGUUCCAUACAAAAUUCAUAAUGUAUUUUCGAAUUAUUUUUAUUGGCGCCAGUAUUGGAUAUCAAUGCAAAUAUAUACGUAUAUUUACAUAAUAUUAACAGAAAUAAUAGUAAUCACUGGAGACAAUCAGAUAGAAAGGAACAAAUAAGUAUUUGAAAUACACAUCUACUAACCUUCCUUGUAGGUACAUUUUAUUUGCUUUCUCAAUUUUUAUUAACUGCAUAUCAAAUAACUAUUACUGUACCUGUAUGUGUAGUAUUAAAGUAAAUAAAUGUUGAGGGAGGACCAUUUCCAAACGAUGUCAACUCUAUUUACGCAUUUGACUUAACUUUUAACGUCGUUAUGCCUAAUAUGUAUGUAUAUGUCAAUGCUCAAAUAAUUUCUGCCAUUAAUCAAUAAUCCUUAUUGUCAAAUUAUCUUUCUGCACGUUCAUAUGAUUUUAACUAAGAACUUGUUGUCAAAUUGUUGGACUAUUAUGUAUAUAUUCAAGUUUAUAUAUGUUAUAUUCAACGUAUAAUUAAAGUGUUUUUUUUUAUAGAUAUUUAAACGAUUCUUACGUAACCAGAUAAAAUUACCUCUACUGAACAAAGUAAGACAAAUAUGAAUCUUGGUUGGAGUUCUGUGUGGCUCAUUUUUUCUCAUUAACAUUAUUUUAAAAAUAUUUCAUUAGUGUUAAGUGCUCACUCACUACUUCAGCAACAAUUACUUACCUACUACUCAUUUAAUAAUUUAGUUGUAAAUAGUCGAGUUUUUUUUAUAGUAACAUAACUUUGAUUGGAUAAAUAUUCAUUUACACCUUAUGUUUGAGUGGCAUUAUUAGAGGGCUACUAAAUACU